This is a messenger RNA of Micropterus salmoides (largemouth bass), 4595 nucleotides long. It is a transcript of the gene smo, whose product is annotated as smoothened, frizzled class receptor. The record is from RefSeq and is a predicted model, not a curated record. The transcript has 12 exons. Gene Ontology annotation, cellular component: cilium; plasma membrane; dendrite. Gene Ontology annotation, molecular function: patched binding; transmembrane signaling receptor activity. Gene Ontology annotation, biological process: positive regulation of smoothened signaling pathway; smoothened signaling pathway; commissural neuron axon guidance. Bases 1 to 2472 code for a protein of 823 amino acids. NCBI's taxonomy places the organism in Eukaryota, Metazoa, Chordata, Actinopteri, Centrarchiformes, Centrarchidae.
AUGUCUUCCCAGGGUUGGAGCCCCAUUGUUGGAUUUUACGGGAUGCUUUGCAUCUCGGCUUGCUGGCUCUCGGGCACCGGGGCGGUGUUGUCUCCAAACGGGACGAUAUUUGAGGAUAACUGCAAGAAAACCACAACUUGCGAGGCACUUAAAUACAACACAUGCCUGGGAUCGCCUUUACCGUACACACACACUUCUCUGAUCCUGGCGGAGGACUCCAGCACCCAAGAAGAGGCUUUUGAGAAGUUGACCAUGUGGUCUGGUUUGCGGAACGCUCCUCGCUGUUGGUCCGUCAUCCAGCCUUUGCUCUGUGCCGUCUAUAUGCCCAAAUGUGAGAAUGGCCGAGUUGAGUUGCCCAGCCAGAGCCUGUGUUUGGCUACGCGUCGGCCGUGUAGCAUCGUGGACCAGGAGAGAGGCUGGCCCACCUUCCUCAAAUGUGACCAAUUCCCUGUGGGCUGUUCGAAUGAGGUGCAGAAGCUGAAAUUCAACACAUCAGGCCAGUGUGAAGCUCCCCUGGUGAAGACUGACAUUCAGUCGAGUUGGUACAAGGACGUGGAGGGCUGCGGUAUCCAGUGUGACAACCCUCUGUUCACAGAGGAGGAGCACAAUGACAUGCACGCCUACAUCGCUUACUUUGGCACCAUCACCCUCCUGUGCACCUUCUUCACCCUGGCCACAUUUCUUGCCGACUGGAAGAACUCCAACCGCUAUCCAGCUGUCAUCCUCUUCUACAUCAACGCCUGUUUCUUCGUGGGCAGUAUCGGCUGGCUGGCCCAGUUCCUGGACGGCGCACGCGACGAGAUUGUGUGCAAAAGCGACAACACCAUGCGACUUGGAGAGCCCUCGUCUUCAGAGACGCUGUCAUGUGUCACCAUCUUCAUCAUCGUGUACUACUCCCUGAUGUCGGGUGUGAUUUGGUUUGUCAUGCUUACCUAUGCCUGGCACACGUCCUUCAAAGCCCUGGGCACCACUCACCAGCCGCUGUCUGGCAGAACCUCCUACUUCCACAUGGUCACCUGGUCUGUCCCCUUCGUCCUCACUGUGGCCAUCCUGGCUAUCGCUGAGGUGGAUGGAGACUCGGUGAGUGGGAUCUGUUUUGUGGGCUACAAAAACUACAGAUACCGUGCUGGGUUUGUGCUGGCUCCCAUUGGAGUGGUACUUGUUGUCGGCGGCUACUUCCUCAUUCGGGGUGUCAUGACUUUGUUUUCCAUAAAAAGUAACCACCCAGGACUACUGAGUGAGAAAGCGGCCAGCAAAAUCAACGAGACCAUGCUGAGACUCGGUAUAUUUGGAUUCCUCGCUUUUGGCUUUGUUUUAAUCACCUUCGGCUGCCACUUCUAUGACUUCUUCAACCAGGCUGAAUGGGAGAGGAGCUUCAGAGAAUAUGUGCUGUGUGAAGCCAACGUGACAAUCGCCUCUCAGACCAACAAGCCAAUCCCAGAAUGCACCAUUAAGAACCGGCCCAGCCUGAUGGUGGAGAAAAUCAACCUGUUCUCCAUGUUCGGGACGGGAAUCGCUAUGAGUACCUGGGUCUGGACCAAGGCCACCAUCCUCAUCUGGAAACGGACCUGGUGCAAGAUUAUUGGCCGUAGUGACAAUGAACCCAAGAGGAUUAAGAAGAGCAAGAUGAUUGCCAAGGCAUUUGCAAUGAGGAAGGAGCUCCACAAGGACCCAGAAAAGGAACUGUCCUUCAGCAUGCACACAGUGUCCCAUGAUGGGCCAGUGGCUGGAAUCAAUUUUGAGCUCAAUGAGCCAUCGAAUGACAUGUCAUCAGCUUGGGCGCAGCAUGUGACUAAGAUGGUGGCCAGGCGAGGUGCCAUCCUGCCCCAGGACAUCUCUGUUACUCCUACUGGUACACCAGUGCCACCUCCAGAGGAGAGGAACAGGCUGUGGAUGGUGGAGGCUGAGAUUUCACCUGAGAUGAUAAAGAGGAAAAAGAAGAAGAAGAAGAGGAAGAAGGAGGUGCGCCCAGUGGAGGAGGUAGUAGACCACCAGGCAUAUCGCCAGCGUGAGUUUGGUCGCAGCUCAGUGCCUCGCCUGCCCAAACUGCCAUGCCACCCCAGUCUGGUCGCUAAUCUGCAGGAACAGCAGAAGCUGGAGGAGGAAGUCCUGCCGGGGUCCUACCCAGACUUCCAACCCUCCCACCCCCUGUCCUGUGAGGAGAGGUGUCCCUACCCGCAAUACCAGAGCAGUUAUAACAGCUGUGGUCGCAGCAUGCUCUCUAACCCUCUAACCCUCAAUGACCGCCCAGAGGACCUGGGUCUCAGCCCACGUUGCCUUCCAUCAGCCUCAACCUGGCAGCCCAGUGGAUCUUCCCGCUACCCCAGGGAGAUGGAUCUCACCGACGGGCUGUCAGAGAGGUUGGCCCAAGUAGCCCGGGUCCCGGCAGGCCGAAGAACAGGCUACGGACCCAUUCACUCCCGGACCAAUUUAAUGGAGGCGGAGCUUAUGGAUGCUGACUCUGACUUCUAAGAGCAUAGCUCCAAUAUAUUGCUUUGUGGUACACAGACAGUAAGCUAUAAAAAGUGCUGGAUACUUUCAAAAUUCUUACUGAAGUGCACCUAAUUCCCAAAUGCCCAGAGGUUAAGAUGAAACUAAGCUCAUUUUUUUUGAAAAAGCAAAGGGAUAAAGUGAAAAAAUAUGUUGUGAAUAAGUUAAUGAAAAAAAAUAUUUUUAUACUUUAUUUGUGUCCAAUAAAAUAUCAGAGGCAACUCCGUGAUGGCAAGUGACAAAUGAGGCAGCUAAACUUUAUAUGGCUUGAAACAGAUAUUGUUAUUCUGACACCCUUAUGCAUUCAUCGGCUAGUAUCAGCUCAGCCCUGUUUGCGACAACAUUAAACUUGGAACUUGGCAGGAUAAGUCAAUGUGUCAAGGAUGAAUUGCUAACUGCCAACUUGUUUUUGGAAUUGCCAGAAAGGACAUUUGAAGAUGUAGGCAGUUGCUAACAUGUUUUAGUUAUAUUCUUAAUCUUCGAUUGGCUGCCACCGUAAUAACUAUUUUGAACUGUCCCAGGGCAGUAAAACCUGACUCAGACAGAAGACCAUACAGGUAAAGAAAAGCAAAUUGCUACGGGCUACUUGCAAAUAAUGUUUAACCCAGGUCCUCUUUUGUGUUAUAUUUUAUUGUUCUUAAGACUCAAUUUCUCUCUUAUCACUGUUAUUUAGCCAUUAAUUACUUGUGUUUAUGUACAGUUAACUUGAGGUACUAACCAUUAUCUCCCUUCACCUAUUAAUACUAAUAUUCCAGAGAUGAUUGACUUUGAGAGGUUUCUUUAAGAAUUUGUGAUACACACUGGGACAGAAGCCAACUCUUUUUUUCAUCUGUCUCACAGCUUCACAUAGUGAUCAUUAUUUCAGAUUUAAACAGAAUAACCUAAAUUAUUAUCUUAUGUUAUUGACAUCGGUAUCAACUUAACACCAGGCUAAAAAGCAGUGUUUUGCAGCCCCCCCUGGUUUCAAGCCUGUUUCACCUGUGACCACACCCAGCAUCACUGAAAGGUGUGGUUGGGUUUGGUGGGUCACAGUGACCACACACAACAAUGAUGUCAUUGGAUUUUGAAGUACACCUGCACAUCACUGCAGAGAGGUGAAACAUUAAACUACUGGAGGUCAGCAAAGACAAGAUUUUCAGAGGGUGCUAAUUAUUUGUAUGAUGAAAGACCCAAGAGUUAAUUUAUUUUUUGCCUGUUGGAAAAAUACUGAAAUUAAGGAAAUGGCCAUCUGUUUCCCAAUGAGCUCUCCUUGUAUAUUUCAGAACAACGUUUCUCCUUGUACAAGUAUUGUUAAUUGUAAGUGUUCUUUCAUACAGCAGUAUUUCUUCUUCUUAACUUCUGUUAAUCGGUUGUACACAUCCAAUUCAAACUUGGCAUCAUGUGUAUUUCCUCUUCUCUGCAGUCAGUUUUAGACUGCAGUGGGCUCAGAUGUCCCUCUUUCCUAAAUGCUUCUUUUUUUCAGUCUCUCUCUUUCUAAAUGUGUUUACUGUAUAUAGGUUGUUCAUAUAUUUCUCAAUAAGGUUUUUAUUUGUACAGAUUUAUAUAUCAAAUCACUUGAUUACUCUGCUGAUAUGAUAAAUGAAAAGGGAAGAGUCAACUAUGCUAAAAAAGUUGUCACUGUACUUGUGCUGUAACCAAAAGUCUACCUAGUACUGUCCUUUUAUACUCAAAAUGUAUAAAUGAUGCUGAAGUAGAAUGUGAUAAACAGCUUUUUUAGCCGAUGCAAAUUAGUUUGUCUAAUGUAAGUGUCUAGUUAUUCGUGUGAGAUAUGUAUGAUAGAUAAUUAUUUAUGUUAUUAGUAGUUACAACCCCAUGAAUUCAACAAUACAGAGAGUUUGGCAACAAAAAUAAAGCAUAGCUGAUAUUCACCCAAAAUGUUUUUGUUCAAAGAUUAAGAACUUAAAUGAAGAUUACUUUGGAAAUUAUGUUUUACUGUCUUUGUUAGCUCUUUAAAGGAUAUAGGUCUACCAGCAGGCCAUGUGUUGCUUUCUGUGUUUAGUCCCCCAACUGUGUAAAAAAAAAAAGGUUUACUGUCACUUUGACGGUGCAGCUGUACUUUUCUCUUUUUAUAUGUAAAUAAAAGUAACCCUACACUUUUCUGUGAA